This is a messenger RNA of Nothobranchius furzeri (turquoise killifish), 979 nucleotides long. RefSeq names its product interferon gamma 1 (gene ifng1). Lineage: Eukaryota; Metazoa; Chordata; Actinopteri; Cyprinodontiformes; Nothobranchiidae. The record is from RefSeq and is marked validated. Gene Ontology annotation, biological process: immune response. Gene Ontology annotation, molecular function: type II interferon receptor binding. Gene Ontology annotation, cellular component: extracellular region.
GCGUCGCGCACCUUCUCUCUCUCACGCUGAUAUAAAUUAAUGCUUUCACGAAGAGUCAGACAGUUUGAGCGAACUUCAGGGCAAGAGACACACAAGUGGCAGAGCGUCUUCAGAACCGCUCCAACAGGGAUCGAAAACCGCCUAGCAUACGUGGCCGACAGGAGCUCGGGGAGGAAAAACGAUGGCUGCUGUGAUGAGACUGGUGGUCUGUCUGUCCGUCUGGCUGUCUGCGUCUCAGGUCAGCGGUUCCUACAUCCCUCAGGACAUGAACAGGACUCUGCAGAACCUCAACAAGUACUACACCAUUUUAAACCAAGACCAAUUUGAUGGGAAACACGUCUUCUCCAGGGAGCCUCUGAAAGGAAAGAUUGAGUCGAGGAUGUUGUACAUGGGAGGUAUUUUGGAGGCGUACGAGAAGUUGAUCGGACACAUGUUGAGGCAGCUGCCCACUCCAAGUCCUCCACUGACGAGCAAACAGAAACACUCCUCCUCCGUCACAGCCACCUCCAGCUCUUCAAGGUCAGAGGCCACAGACGGAGUCAGACCAAAGCUGGAGUACAUCCUGAGGAAGAUCCAGGAGCUGAAGAAACACCGCUAUCAGGAGCAGAUGAGGAUCCUGCAUGGACUCCAGGGCCUUCGGCAUGUUCAGACAAACAGUACCAGGGUCCAGAGCAAAGCAUUGUGGGAACUGCCAUGGAUUUUUGAGGAGGCGAGCUCGCUGGCUGAUAACAUCAUGAAGAGGAGAAGGCGGCGGCGUCAGGCGAGGACCAAGCUUCGACUGAAGGAUUAGACUCGGAUCCAUAAGGCAACGCCAGCAGGAUAAGGACGUCAGCUUUUAAAGAAAGACAUCAUCUCUACUUGGAUUUCAUGGAUUCUGAUACAUUAAUGAGCCUGAUAAAUAUGGUACUUUUGCAAAAAUUAAUAAGGUUAUUUUUACUCUACAGACUCAAUAUCACUUGGACUUCAAUUCAAUUCAAGU